AUGACCGGCGAAAUAGAGCAAAACGGUUGCAUUUCAAAAAAACAAAGAAGGAUAAGAAAGCCAGCUUCUUCUUCUUCAGCUGCUGCUGCUGCUGCUGCUUCAACUUCCCAACAAAUAUUUCAACACACUCUCUCAUUUCUUCAAUUUCCGUUACGUAAAGCCACUUUCUCAAACCUCAGUUUCCUGUUGUUGUGGUUGAAGUUGGUGAGAGACGAAUCUUGGGGAAUUUUGGAUCUGUUUGCCGUGAAACCCUAAUUUCUUGCUUGUGAGGCUUUGGAAAUUGGGGUUCUGGUUAGAUGGAAGCUGAGGAUGGAAGUAGCAACGGUGAUAAUGGUGAAGGGGUUGGGUUGGAUCGGAGGUUGGGUUCUGAAGAUGGAGAUAAUGGGGGGAGAAUUUUAGGUGGAAGUGGUGUUGCAGAAGGCGAAGAAGAUCGGGGCUUGAAGGAUAGAGCUGUAAGUUAUGGGGUGGCAAUUGGAGGUGAAGAAGUUCAGGAUCUGAAGAAGGAAGCUGUAGAUAAUGGGGUGGCGGUUGAAGGUGGAGAUGGUCUUGCUGAAGGUGAAGAAGUUCAGGACUUGAAGAAUGAAACUGUAAAUAAUGGGAUGGAAACUGAGGGUGGAAAUGGUGUUGCUGAAGGCGAAGUUUGGACCUUGAAGAAUGGCGUUAUAAAUAGUGGGGUGGCAAUUGCUGAUGGGAGUGCUGCUGCUGAAGAUGGAGAGGUUUCAGGCUCAAAGAAUGAAGUUAACGGGGUGGCAUUUGCUGAUGGGAAUGGUGUUACUGAACAUGGAGAAGUUUGGGGAUCAAAGAAUGAAGCUGUAAAUAAUGAGGUGGCAAUUGUUGAUGGGAAUGGUGUUGCUUACAGUGGAGAAGUUCAUGGCUCAAAGAAUGGAGCUGUAAAUAAUGAGGUGGUCAUUGCAGAUGGGAAUGGUGUUACUGAAGGUCAAGAGGAUCACUGCUUGAAGAAUGAAACUGUUAAUAAUGUAGUGGCAAAUGCAGAUGAAGGGAACUCUGGUGCAGUUGAGUGUUUUCAAACAUACAAGAGGCGCAAGCAUGCAAAGUCAAGUUCAGAAUUUAAAGUCCAGGAGAACAGCAGAAAACAUAUGGGAGCUGCAAGUCAACUGUUGGUACAGGCGGUGAAGAAACCAUUUGAUUUAGCUGUUGGCAACACUUCAAAAGAUCAUUCACAUGACCAUUGGGGGAAUGUUGUACUAAAGCAUUUAUAUCAUUCAUUAGGCAAUGACAAUGGUGGCAUGAAGUGGUGUAUAAGGGAAGCACUCAUGAGCUGUCCUAAAAUUAGUUGUGCCCCUACAAUGAAGGAAACUCUUAAAAUUGUCAAAGAUGGUCAGGAGUGCUCUCCGCAAUUAGAAAGUUUGUUUUAUAGAUUACAGAGUGAAGCUAAUGGACAUGAAAAUGUUGUGCACAACGGAUUUUCUAGUGAGUCAAAUGGCCGUGAUACAACUGAGGGGUGCCAGCGUGUGUUCCGCGAUAUCUUAGCCUCUGAAAAGUUCAGUUCAUUAUGUAAAGUGCUACUUGAAAAUUUCCAAGGAACGAAACCUGAAACUGUAUUUGACUUUAGUUUGAUAAACUCAAGGAUGAAGGGGCAAGCUUAUGAACAAUCGCCUACACUUUUCCUAUCUGAUGUUCAACAGGUUUGGCGAAAGCUUCAAAGUACUGGAAAUCAGAUUGUUGCUAUGGCCAGGAGUCUCUCCAACAUGUCAAAAGCUUCCUUCUGUGAGCAGGUGGGAAUUUCAGCGCAGAGUUCCUUUGAAGAUGAAAAGGAAGUGCUCUGUAACCAGGAAUCCAUCUCUCACAUGAAACCAGAGCAGACAGUAGAAUGUGUUGCAUUCAGACUUGGCACUUGCUGGCAUUGUGGAGACAAAGCAGAUGGGACAGACUGUUUGGUUUGUGAUUCAUGUGAGGAGAUGUAUCAUCUGUCCUGUAUUGAGCCUGCUGUGAAGGAAAUACCCUACAAAAGCUGGUUCUGUGCCAAUUGUACUGCUAAUGGAAUUGGAUGUCGACACAAGAAUUGUGUGGUGUGUGAACGGUUGAAUGCCCUGAAGACCCUGGAUGAUAUUGUUGGUGAGGAAAACAUCCCUACAAAUGAGGAAACACUGAAUGAAUUAGAAGAGAAUUCAAAUUGUACUUAUGAUGGGAUUCAAAUUUCCACAGAUAGGAGAAACUCAUCCGACUGCAAAAUUUGUAAAAUGGCGGUGGAUGGUGAAAAAGUAAAAAUCUGUGGUCACUCUUUUUGCCCUAGUAAAUACUACCAUGUAAGUUGUUUGUCAAGUAAGCAGCUAAAGUCAUAUGGUCACUGUUGGUAUUGCCCUUCUUGUAUAUGCCAAGUUUGCCUCACCGACAAAGAUGACAAUAAGAUUGUACUCUGUGAUGCCUGUGAUCAUGCAUACCACGUCUACUGUAUGAAACCUCCACAAAAUUCUAUUCCGAAAGGGAAAUGGUUCUGCAUAAAAUGUGAGGCAGGGAUACAGGCAAUACGCCAGGCAAGAAAGGCGUAUGAGAGUAACAAAGGGAAAGUUGGUCAGAAUGAUUCAAAGCCAAAUGAAGAUAUUGACAAGAAAUGGAACAAAAAGCGAGGACGGGAAUUAGACAAUGUUGGAGGAAUGAUGGACAUGCUUAUAACUGCUGCAAAUACUCUGAAUUCUGAAGAGGACUUAAAUGCAAUGCUGAUUGACUCAAAGAAAGCAUUAACAUGAGGGCGUGUGUGCUAACUGCUAAUACCUAAUGUUUUCUAUUUCCUGCAUUUGUUUAAGUCUUUAGAUAACUGAUUUUGUUACCGUUGGAGAGAAAGGAUUAUAGAGGCCAAGGAGCAAAAAGCAUCAAUAGAAAAAAAACUGUGAUAAGUGAAGUAUGGGAUAUUUUGCAGGCCAGAUACUGAUGCAAUAUGUGGUUGAUAUGAAAUUUAAUAGGUUGCUUUGCUCCCUGCAGUAUAUAAUGUUUUGGAUUGUCAUGAUUACUUAAGCGAAGACUUCAAAUUAGAAUAAUAUCGAUUUCCAAUUUGUGGAUAAUCAAAAGGGAUGAUGUUUUACCCUUUAGAUUUCAAUGUUUCAGUGCCAAUUUUGCACAAGCCUUGAACAGUAUUCUGUUCUUGAUUUUCUUAUCCGUUCAAUGAAUGACUCUGGGAGUGUUUGAAA
Glycine soja is the source of this 3146-nucleotide messenger RNA. RefSeq names its product PHD finger protein EHD3-like. The transcript has 7 exons. The record is from RefSeq and is a predicted model, not a curated record. NCBI's taxonomy places the organism in Eukaryota, Viridiplantae, Streptophyta, Magnoliopsida, Fabales, Fabaceae. The coding region runs from base 297 to 2708 and encodes 803 amino acids.